Ambispora leptoticha is the source of this 1215-nucleotide messenger RNA. Lineage: Eukaryota; Fungi; Glomeromycota; Glomeromycetes; Archaeosporales; Ambisporaceae. The record is from the annotation of a GenBank genome assembly.
AUGGCAAUAGCCUUUUUGGAUGGGGUUGCGACCUGCGUUCAACCACCCAACAUCCUUGAUUGCGAUUGGGGAUGGUUAGUUGCGACUCGGGUGGUUCCGUCCUGCCGAAAUAUGCUCAACCACCUAACAUUCCUGAUUGCGAUUGGGAAUGCUUGGGUUGCGACUCAGAAAGAAAAAAAGUCAAAAUCGAUUGAUAACUUCUGGAAGACGGUUACGUUAGCGCAAGAGAAGAAAGUGGCAAAUGAAAUCGAACGUUCAGUUUUGCAAGAAAGUUUGGUUCGAGAAAAAGUUACAAGACGAUUAGAGAGUAUAGAUGAUGAUCGCACGUACAAGCGUCACAGGUCACAGUCUUCGAACAUUGAGAAUAAUCAAAAAGAAAAUAACACAGAAGCGAUUAAUAACGAACAAAAUUUAGGUGAAAAGCGAGUUGAGGAAGAACAUACGAGAAGGUAUAGUCUAAGAGAACGAGAAGAAAUUAAUUAUGCUGAAAUUUCCGAUUCAGAUAUUUUGGAUCCAUAUCAUGAACGGAUGUUCCGUCCCACAAACUGGACAACCCGGAAUGCAAAUCCUCCAGUUAUAUCACCAUACAGGCCAAUUAUAACGAAAGCAACAUAUGAUCAGAUUUCAACACAUAUAAUUUGCGCCUUCAACACAACAAUACAUCUUGUUAAGGAAACAACAGAAAGUACUUUAUAUGAAAAAAUCGAAAAACUUCUCAAGAUGAGAAACAAAUUAAUUUUAAAGAGGCCAAUAACUGAAAAACUUUACGCAAUUUUCCACGCAGAUUAUUCGGAAAUUAUUUCAAAAAUAAUGACAGAGACAGAAGCUGAAGAUAGUGAAACGAGCGAAGAAUCGAGAUUUCUUUUUUUCAUAAGGCACACCUUACUAGACUUUGUUGCAAUGUUCAAGUAUCUGUCACCCAAGGUUCUGGUUCGGGAUAUGUCCGAAAGAUCAUAUAUUGUUGAAUGUCUUUCACCCAUACUCCGAGCCUUCAGGAAUGCAUUCCCCGACGUGAAGUACGAGUGGAUCGAAAAGGAUGUUAAAACAUUAAAGGACGCGAGCAAUAUGUUCAUGAUUAACGUGAGGGCCCGUAAAACUGAUCUGCUGGUUCUGAGAUUAUCGGAUGCCAAGAAAUUUUACAUGUUGAGGUGUCCGGGCCACCUUACAAACCUGAAAAGAAACAUACAGUCAGAGAUGCCAAAAAAUUACUCAUGA